Emiliania huxleyi CCMP1516 is the source of this 656-nucleotide messenger RNA. RefSeq lists its product as hypothetical. The transcript has 5 exons. Bases 1 to 570 code for a protein of 189 amino acids. NCBI's taxonomy places the organism in Eukaryota, Haptophyta, Isochrysidales, Noelaerhabdaceae. Gene Ontology annotation, cellular component: nucleus; preribosome, large subunit precursor; nucleolus. Gene Ontology annotation, molecular function: RNA binding. Gene Ontology annotation, biological process: ribosome assembly; ribosomal large subunit biogenesis. The record is from RefSeq and is a predicted model, not a curated record.
AUGCCUCGGCCGCUGACGGAGGACGAGCUCAAGAUCUUCUUCGAGAAGCUGUCCAAGUACAUUGGUCGAGGCAUCAAGACGCUGCUCGACCCGCCUAAUGGGCCGCAUUGCUUCCGCCUGCACAGAGACCGCGUCUUCUACGUGAGCGACCUGCAGAUGCGCUCGGCGGCUGCGCUUCCGAGAGACCAGCUAGUGGGGAUGGGUGUCACCUUUGGCAAGUUCACAAAGAGCAAGAAGUUCCGACUGCACGUCACCUGCCUCGACUACAUUGCUCAGCUCGCGCCGUACAAGGCGGGCGGCAGUCCCCGCCGCGUGUGGGUCAAGCCGUCGGCGGAGCAGUCGUUUUUGUACGGGAACCACGUGCUCAAGGCGGGGCUGGGUCGCAUCACCGAGGACACGCCGCAGAACCAGGGCGUCGUGGUGCUCUCGAUGGCAGACGUGCCGCUCGGCUUUGGCGUGACCGCAAAGUCCACCGCAGAGUGCCGCAAGCUCGACCCGCAGGCGAUCGUUGCGCUGCACCAGGCCGACGUGGGCGAGUACUUGCGAGACGAGGGCGCACUCACCGGGUAGCCACGCGCGGUCGGCUGUUCUCUGAUGUUGUUGAUGUGCGGUCCCUGACGAACGGCUGCGAACAAAUAAGAAAUAUUAUAAUAAAA